CGGCGGCCGAGGUUGGAGCGGCGCUGCCGGGCAGCGGACGCACGAGGGACGCGCCCGAGGAGCUGCAGGUCGCAGCUCAGGCGGUCCGAACCCGUCGGCCGGCCGAGCCUGGAGGUAGAGCCGCCGCCGCCGCCGCCGCCGUCCCCCCCCUCGGUCCGGCCUGCGGCGAGCGGGCGUAUUGCCUAAGUGUAAUCUUGAACAUGGGCGGUGCUGUGAGUGCUGGUGAAGACAAUGAUGAGCUGAUAGAUAAUUUGAAAGAAGCACAGUAUAUCCGGACUGAGCUGGUAGAGCAGGCUUUCCGAGCUAUCGAUCGUGCAGACUAUUAUCUUGAAGAAUUUAAAGAAAAUGCUUAUAAAGACUUGGCAUGGAAGCAUGGAAACAUUCACCUCUCAGCCCCAUGCAUCUAUUCAGAGGUGAUGGAAGCCUUAGAUCUGCAGCCUGGACUCUCAUUUCUGAACCUGGGCAGUGGCACUGGGUACCUGAGCUCCAUGGUGGGCCUCAUUCUAGGUCCUUUUGGCGUGAACCAUGGGGUGGAACUUCACUCAGAUGUGAUAGAAUAUGCAAAGCAGAAACUGGACUUCUUCAUCAGAACAAGUGAUAGUUUUGACAAGUUUGACUUCUGUGAACCUUCCUUUGUUACUGGGAAUUGCCUGGAGAUUUCUCCGGAUUGUUCUCAGUAUGAUCGUGUGUACUGUGGGGCUGGUGUGCAGAAGGAACAUGAAGAAUACAUGAAGAAUCUUCUCAAAGUGGGAGGGAUCCUUGUCAUGCCACUGGAAGAGAAGUUGACUAAGAUAACACGCACGGGUCCUUCAGCUUGGGAAACCAAAAAGAUUCUUGCUGUUUCUUUUGCUCCUCUGAUCCAGCCCUGCCAUUCAGAGUCAGGAAAAUCAAGACUUGUCCAGUUACCACCAGUGGCAGUUCGCAGCCUCCAGGACUUGGCUCGCAUUGCCAUCCGGGGCACCAUUAAAAAGGUUAUUCAUCAGGAAACUGUGAGCAAAAACGGAAACGGACUAAAGAACACCCCCAGGUUUAAACGAAGGAGAGUUCGCCGCCGUCGAAUGGAAACGAUUGUCUUUUUGGACAAAGAAGUCUUUGCCAGUCGGAUUUCCAACCCCUCAGAUGACAACAGCUGUGAAGACUUGGAAGAGGAACGGAGGGAAGAAGAGAAGACCCCGCCUCAAACAAAGCCAGACCCCCCAGUGAACUUCCUACGCCAGAAGGUCCUGAGCCUCCCUCUGCCAGAUCCCCUGAAAUACUACUUGCUUUAUUACAGAGAAAAAUAAGUCUCCUGUUUGAAAGGGGGAAAUGAGGAAGAGCAGAUUGCUGAGUCUGAAGUUUGUGCUGCCUAUGUGCUGUUGAACCUGGAGGCAGACAUUGCGGGGAAGGGAACUGCUGGGCUCAUCCACAUCAUGGUUUUCUUCUUCUAGUUCCUGAUUGGCCUCUAAAAUUGUAUUCAGUUGUAUGAUUUCUUUACGUAAUUCCACAAGACCUUCAUUGCAUAGAAGAUUGUUUUCCCAAAGUGGAGAGAAUCUUCAUAGAGAAAAAGAGAAGGCUGUUUCUUUUUCGGCUCUGAUGAAACACUAAAGUGUGUGUAAGAGAGACUGUUUGACGACCGUCCCUCAUACAACAUGCACGUUACUCCCUAAAGAUGAAAACCAAAGUGGAAACUAACCUGUGUUGCUUAUAAAGUGUGAAAGCACAAGCUUAUAAAUGUAUGAAAUCUUUUCUGGAUGUGACGCACCUGCAUCCAAGUUUGAAUUUUUAUGAUACGUGCCACUUAGUUACUGGCACUGAGUAUCACUGAAUUUCUUAGUUUUCUAGUGGGGAAACAUUAUUGAGAAGCCCUCCCUUAUUUUAAGUAAGUUAAUUAAAUCUUAUGUGAGUUGUCAGUUGAAAUUUUUCAAAGGAAAAAUUUUGAUGGGGUGGAGGAAUGAACUGCCAAAUAAUCUUUCUGGAAUUCCGGGAGAAUUCCAAAGAGGGUUUUGUUUUUUUUUUUUUUUUUUAAUGACAUGUUUUGAUACCUUUAAAAGAAUAUCCUGGAAAAGGAAGCGAAUUUUUUUCUGUGUGUGAGCAAUAAGCGAAGUUACAUGUGCCGUAACCGUAGGGAUGCUUCUGUACCCAGUUUUAAAGAUCAUCAUGGUUUUCUAAGGUGUUGACACCCUCCAUCCUCAGAGCAGGUAGAAAGUGUUAAAUAGACUGGGACUCUAGGUAGAAAGGAAUUAGACUGGGGACUCUAUGAUGGACAGCCUGUGCUUUUUGACUUCAGUUUGCUAUUUUUCUGUGAUCACAUUAGAGUACUGAUUCAUAGAUUCUAUCUUUUAUAAUUCUGGAGAAAAAGAGAUUUGUUAGUUUUGUAAUUUUUUUGUAAGAGCAAAUGUAUGUAUUUUAGUAGCUCCAUUGAUGAGAACAGUGUAACUCGCACUGACUUGUGGUAUCAGCCUUCUCUGAGCCUUGUGUGUGGAGAGCUUUCUAUCUUACCAAGUGGUAGGGCUAAAAGAACAGCAGCGUUUUUGGUAGUCACAUAGCAAAAUGAUCAGAGUUACAUUGCUUAUUCCAAAACAUUGGUUCUUUUUAAAACAUUUUUUUUUUUUACCCAAAGAAAAGAAUAAUAUAAAUUAUUAACAAUAAACAUAAAUUCAGAGUGUCGAUAUAGGAUUCGGUAUCCAGAGUUUAUUGUUAAUCUUAAUCCUCAGCUUCUUGGGAGUUGCUGGGCUUCAGUGUCUCUGUGGUUUCGCCACGUUAGCUAAGCUCUGGUUAUUUUGGAUCUUUUCUGCUUUUUUAAGUAACUGAGUCAUUUUUACCACACAAUCCAGUUUGCAUGUAUAGCUGGGAAACGUAUUGCUCUAGAUUGGCCAGUUUAAGUCAUUUUAAAGAAAGUUAGUUCAUAGUUGUUGCCUUUUAACUCAUAGUCAAGCUUCAUUCUUUCAAAGAGAAACGUAUGAUUUACAUUUACUUGCUAAUAUUUUGUAGUUUGGAGAUCCUUGUGGGCAUUAUUCUAACAUGUAGACAGUUAGUUGGAAAUUUUUGGACAUAAUAUUAAAUGAGUGGUAUCUGUGAAAUUGGUUAUAUUAGGUGGCUUGACUAGGUUUUUUUCUAUAAUUGUAUAUGGACUGCAUUUUUUAAAAAACCACAUAUGCCUUUAUGCUAGAUUGUAAAAAAAAAAUUGUAUUACAAUGCAUAAGACAUGUUUUUCCCUCAUAUGCUAGACUUUUCCUAGCAUUUCGUAUUUCUGUGUUGUCAGUGUGUGAUUUUUAAAUCAGAAUUUGGUUUAAAAAAAUAUGGUUGUAAUAUAUGUGAGAAAUAGUUUGGUGUUUACCUUAUGAAAAUAAAGGAUUGUAAGUAAGGUUUCCCGCGCACCUUAUAGCAGAAUUCAAUAUAAUAUAAUACACUACUUUCUGUUUUCAAACAGAUAAAUCAUAAUAUAGUCUGUAUUGUCUGUAAGAUCUAUCUCGUAAACCACAUUCUUGACAACUAUUUACUUUUGAGUAGUUUGUAUUUUAAUAUGUGACUUUUGUCUUGAAAAGUAGUAUAGUCAUAGACUUGUGCAAAACAAAUUUCAAAUUUAUAGAUAUUAAGUUUGUAAUGAAAGAAUCAAAUGUGUAUGUAAAAAUACUUUUUACCAGUCUGGAACUUGGGAAAAAUCCAAGGAAUUUGCAACAUAGAUUUUAAUGAGCUGGUAAACACAAAUCAUGUCAAUAAAGGUAGUCAGGAUAUUUUAUCCUUAGCAUUGCUUCUGCA
Messenger RNA from Macaca mulatta (Rhesus monkey), 3738 nucleotides. RefSeq names its product protein-L-isoaspartate (D-aspartate) O-methyltransferase domain containing 2 (gene PCMTD2). Gene Ontology annotation, biological process: protein modification process. NCBI's taxonomy places the organism in Eukaryota, Metazoa, Chordata, Mammalia, Primates, Cercopithecidae. Gene Ontology annotation, cellular component: cytoplasm. Gene Ontology annotation, molecular function: protein-L-isoaspartate (D-aspartate) O-methyltransferase activity. The record is from RefSeq and is a predicted model, not a curated record.